Messenger RNA from Trifolium pratense (red clover), 1193 nucleotides. RefSeq names its product ras-related protein RABE1a-like. Gene Ontology annotation, molecular function: GTP binding; GTPase activity. Bases 120 to 767 code for a protein of 215 amino acids. NCBI's taxonomy places the organism in Eukaryota, Viridiplantae, Streptophyta, Magnoliopsida, Fabales, Fabaceae. Gene Ontology annotation, biological process: regulation of exocytosis; protein secretion. Gene Ontology annotation, cellular component: plasma membrane. The record is from RefSeq and is a predicted model, not a curated record. The transcript has 8 exons.
GUUUCUUUGGAGAAACUUCGUACUACCAUGUUUUUUGCACUUAAAUAUAUAAUGCUUCUUUUUUAUGCUGAUAGGAAUCAAUAUAAUUUGUUGCAAUAUCAUUGAUUGAAAGUUAAUUAAUGGCUUCUCAUCAUCGGAGAUUGGUAACCGAGGAUUAUGAUUACCUCAUGAAGAUUCUUUUGAUCGGCGACAGUGGUGUUGGAAAGAGUUCACUUCUUCUACGAUUCUCUAAUAAUACUUUCACAACUAGUUUUAUUUCAACUAUAGGCAUUGAUUUUAAAGUUAGAACCAUAGAGCUUGAUGGAAAACAGAUCAAGCUACAAAUUUGGGAUACUGCAGGUCAGGAGAAGUUCCGAACAAUUACAACCGCUUACUAUCGCGGUGCUAUGGGAGUAUUGCUAGUCUAUGAUGUUACCGAUGAAUCUUCAUUUAACAAUAUUAGUAAUUGGAUUAGUAGCAUUGAGCAAAAUUCUUCGGACACUAUUGUAAACAAAAUACUGGUUGGGAACAAAGCUGACAUGGAUGAAAGCACAAGAGUGGUGCCUUUCACCAAGGGUCAAGCACUAGCAAAUGAGUAUGGAAUCAAAUUCUUUGAAACAAGUGCAAAGACUAAUCGAAAUGUCGAAGAAGCUUUCGUCACAAUUGCAAGGGAUAUAAAACAAAGGAUUCCAGACAAUAUUAAGCCAAUGCCUACAAGAAUCAUAAUCAACGAACAAGAUAAGCCAACUGAAACACACGAUGAACAAAAGUCGGCAUGCUGUGGUUGAGGAAGCAGAAUUGCUGUACAAGAUCAAGAAGGAGGAAAAUACAUGUAUGGAUGAUAUUGAUGAUGACAUUUGUUUUGUGUUUAACCUUGUUAUUCUUUCAUGAUUUUUUUCUAGUAGUGAACUAAUCCAAAUUUAAAAGACAAGGUUAUUGUGUCAUCGCCCCUUUUCGUUGCGCGACAUAAUCCAAUAGUCAUUGAUUUUUUUGAAGGGUUAAUUGCCAUGACAAUAGUCCAAGAAUUAUUUCAUUCUAAAAAAACAAAUCAAAUUAAUUGGAAUAGAAGUAUCAUAAGAAGUAAAAGAUUGCAAACAAAUGAAACAAUAUUCAUAACAAGUGUCCUAGUUUGAGCUUAAGAUCAUAGUUCUAAAAUCUAAUUUACAGUUCCUAUACUCUUAUCGUAAUAUCAAAGUUUGCAGCGUAACUACAAU